Messenger RNA from Lycium barbarum (goji berry), 684 nucleotides. RefSeq lists its product as uncharacterized. The transcript is spliced from 2 exons. The coding region runs from base 1 to 684 and encodes 227 amino acids. Gene Ontology annotation, molecular function: zinc ion binding; nucleic acid binding. NCBI's taxonomy places the organism in Eukaryota, Viridiplantae, Streptophyta, Magnoliopsida, Solanales, Solanaceae. The record is from RefSeq and is a predicted model, not a curated record.
AUGGCUAACCUCAUGAAACUUGAGUUUGUUGCCCUUGAUAUUUCGGGCAAGAACUACCUAUCAUGGGUGCUAGAUGCUGAAAUCCAUCUGGAUGCUAUGGGUCUUGGAGACACCAUUAAAGAAAAAAAUAAAGCAUCCAACCAAGAAAAUGCCAAGGCUAUGAUAUUCUUGCGUCAUCACCUUGAUGAGGCCUUGAAGAUUGAAUAUCUUACUAUUAAGGAUCCACUCAUUUUAUGGAAAAACUUGAAAGAAAGCAGCAAUAUCGAGACCAAUUUGAUUGCUCAUCUUCUUGUGACUGAACAAAAUAAUGAUUUGCUGAUGAAAAAUCACGAGAAUCGACCUACUGGCGCUGCACCAUUCCUCGAAGUGAAUGAGGUGUACGCCCACUACUCUAGGCGUGGAAAAAGUCGUGGCCUCAGUCGUGGUCAUGGUCGUGCUCGUGAUAGUGGUCUUGGUCGUGGUAGUGAUAAUGGUCAAGGAAGAAAUUCUGCUCUUGGUGUCAAUCAUUCAUCAAAGAAGAAUCACUACCAGAGAGGGAAAAAGAAUGAUGAUAGGCAUGAAGUGCCAGAAGCACGUGACUCAGAAAAUAAAUGCCAUCGAUGUGGUGGAAGUGGACACUGGUCACGUACUUGUCGUACGGCGAAGCACUUGGUUGAGCUUUAUCAGGCAUCAAUGAAAAGGUAA